Molecule: messenger RNA, 4947 nt
Organism: Xiphias gladius (swordfish)
Lineage: Eukaryota; Metazoa; Chordata; Actinopteri; Istiophoriformes; Xiphiidae
Gene: il34
Product: interleukin 34
Exons: 8
Coding region: 466-1122 (218 amino acids)
Biological process (GO): positive regulation of monocyte differentiation; positive regulation of macrophage differentiation; positive regulation of protein phosphorylation
Molecular function (GO): macrophage colony-stimulating factor receptor binding; cytokine activity
Source: RefSeq, a predicted model, not a curated record
CACACAACGACAGCGCAACACAGCUGCACCACAGAUGGACGGAGCCAGUAAUGGACUUCCCUUACUGACUUUUAUAAGCGAUUUUAUGGUUGGAUUCCUGUCGUGUCGUCCUUUCUUCUAAUUUAGCAAGGGGUCAAUUGCAGCGUUCCACCUUUACGCAUCCCGGUAGCCGGGGCAAAACGGACACUCGAGACUGUCAACAGCAGCAAGUACAGAAGUACAAGAGCCAUUAAAGCAAGGACCUAUCUCUGCUCUCAUGUUUUAGAGAUGCUCAACAGUGCAAUGAAGACCUGAAACCUGACAAUCCAUGCCCUGCUGAACACACACACCAAAGAGUUGCAGACACCAGUGUCAUAGCAGUGCUUGUGUAUGUGUGUGUCUGUGUGGCCAGCCCUGUCUGUGUAUUUGUGCAUACUCAUUCUGCUGAGUUUAGCACUGUGGAGCUGAGGACUUAAGCCAAAAAGUAUGGUCCAACUGUCCACCUCAGUCUGCCUACUGGGAUGCCUUUUAGGCCUGUUUCUGCUAGCACCUGUUCUAAUGGCCCAGACGCCAGCCAGCAUGUGCACACCCUUGAAGACCCUCAAUGACAGCCUCAGCCACAGGCGGCGGUACAUGAAGCACAACUUCCCCAUAAACUACACCAUCAGGGUUCAUCAGAAGGAAGUCUUUAAACUCACAAACAUAAGCAGAAUGAAAUUACAGGUGGUGGGAUUGGAUGAACUGGUUCUCCAGAGGCUAUGGUUCCAGGUCAACCAAGGCGUGUUAAAAAAGAUCAUCCGGGUUAUGCCAGAAAGACAUCCUUCGCGUCCAUACACCGCUGAGUUGGAAAGACGCUUCAGGGAUGCUGAGGGAGUCUUUGUACAGUCGCAUCCUGCUGAGGUGUUCCAGCAGGACCUUCCAGAGACUAUCCAGGACAUUUGGGAUCGUUUAACAGAAGAGCCUGACAGAGAGCCAGACUCCAACUGGCGAUUUGUUUCUCCGAAAUCCCUCCUAGACAACUUCUGCCACACCAUGUACUGCCUCUUCAGCGAGUGCUUUGCCAGCACAGAAGCGCAGCAGGACUACUGUGGUGUUUCCCAUUGGAGGAAAGGCAGGAAGAAAGACUUUCAGCCCGAAAGCUGAGAAGAGGCCAGUGGGGUGAAGUUGUCCCAGUUGAUACUGAUUAGGGAUAAGUAUCAUUAUCUCUCUUGAGCUGUAGGGAGAGGGGUAAAAGGACACUCCACACUGUAACUAGACAGCUCAGUUCUGAUUUGUGAACAUCAAUAAGUCUUUCUCAAAUCUUCCAAAGAAGAUAAUAUGAUAAUAUGAUUAAGACACAAACCCUGGAAGGACUCCAUCACUAAAUGCAGACUAAAAUUGUAGGCACAGUAACAGUAUUCAUGAUGAUUUUAUGAGCGUAUGGACUUCCUAUUAAAAUUACAUAAAGGUAAUUUUGGAGUAAAAGCUCCAACUCCUCAGUAUUUCCAAAUCUCUGUCAGGUAGGAAGCCCAAAGUAUUUCUCUUCAUGGCAUGUCAGACUGAUACUAGGGAAUUGGGGUUACUAGUUUUGGAAGAGAUUUUUCAUGUUCACAUAUAUCAACUAAACUGAUGUAUGAUCAAUAUAUUAGAUAAUUCCUUUUCUAAGGUGGAUUCUCUAAGAGGGGGAGUGCAGCGCAUGCUGCUUAAUCCUUGUCAACGAAGGGUUAACUUCACCUGGCGUGAGGACGUCACUGUAGCAUUGCCAACUCUAUGCCCAAACCGGCAUGGUUCACCUCAGAAACCAUCAUGAAGUAGUACGAGAGACUACACAAUGGGUUCUUAUUAUAUUGAAAAGCAUAAACUGAGUAUGUACCAUAAACAGACUUCUCUUCCAUGAAUGCCUCUUUCAAACAUCAGUGAACUAGAGUGAGAGCAGUGUGCAUGAACUGAACUUCAAACCUAAAGGCAAGCUGAUAACUAUUGUUUUUUCUUCCAUCUUCAGUUGUUGAUUAAGCAUUUCUUGAUCCUACCACCUACAUUUAAAGUGUUAUUCUACAAGUGUGGUAUAGGCCUAAACUGCAUAUUCAAAAGCCGUCAAAGGCUGUUGUUCAUUUUUGCCUCAUUCCAAGUAUUUCUUUCUAUAUGUUUGUCAUGCACAAAGAGUGAGACCUGAACCCAGAUAAACUCCAACAUACAAUCAUCUCCCUUCAUCCAAACUAUGCAUUUUUAUAUUUACUGUGGAUCUUUUAUGGAUUUUUUUCUUCGCCAGGCAACUAUUGAAUAUUGUUAUGACUCAUUAUCUGUGCAAAUCUUAAAGAGUGACAAUUAGUAUUCAAAUAUGAAGCAACAUCACAAUCAGAAUUUGUUAACUUUAUUAUCAGGCCUUCAAACAUUUCCAAGUGUAAUAGAUAAAUAAUAUAACAAUAAUUACAUGGUUGCCAUUAUAUCUGGCCAUAGAAAAACAUUUGCUGGAAAAGUGUGAGAUUAUAAAUUACAUUUUGUUUUGUUUGUAUAUACUAAAGUGGCACCCAGUCAUGUUUGGGGUACUUUUAGUUGUUUUUUUCAGAAUUUUAACUAUGAACAUGCUAGAAAUCUCUGCAUGAAAGUGGGUAAAAGUUGAAUUUAAAACUCAACUCCAUACCAUUGCAAACAUGACAGGUAUUGAGUGGUUAUUCUCAAGAUUCAAAUCUUUUACACUUUGCAAUUUUAGUUUAAUUCCAACAAAUUCUGACUAAGAUUUUACUUCUAAUCAAAUCAAUAAUUCCUGCCAUUUUUUGUCUGAGAUUGCCGAUUAGGCUGUUCCAGUUCUGUUUUAUUGUUUUCCACUUUUACAAGUCAACUCAAGGUUAUCUACGGAAUAUAUUAAAUUUACAUGAUAGAGAUCCUACAUUUGUUUAAUAGGCACUGUGAUUGUAAGGCUCAAUGUAUAAAGGAUAAUGCAAAUGUGUUUAAACCCAAAACCUGUGUACAUGGGAGAAACCAAACAAAAAAUUUAAGUGAUCGCAUGCUUGCGUCAGCUGUCAGGUGUUUCCAUUUGUGUCACUUUAUUUUAUUAGUAGACAUACUGUACAUAUAUAAACAGGACUGGCAACUUGUUCCCUAGUUACCACAACAGAAGACAAUUUUGCUCGGAGCCAUAGUCAAUGUCAUGUUAAAGGUCCAUUGAAAAAUUUACCCUUUUCACAAACAUAGCAAACAUACUUUCACAUUAGUGGAAGAAAGAGUCCACGCUAACAGAACUGAUGCAGAGGCUCCAUAUUCUUUAGACACUUUUGGACUAGCAAAGGUGAAAUGAAACAGUACAGAUGUCGUGGUUUCGAGCCUUCUUCAGUGUGCUAUAAUACCUUGCAGUCUGUAUAUUUAUAUGUUUGACCUAAUCCACAAUAAAAAGAACUGCUAACAGGCUAACGCUAAUUCUUGGGCCUAGCUCUCUAUUAGCUUUCUGAGACCAGGAUGUGAACACCUUCACUAAAAGCUUUUGGCUGAAAAUUAGCUCUUUAAUCUCAUAGUAUUUGUUUCAGUCACAUUUAGUGUACUGGAGCAGAACCAAACCAGUGAUGAACAUAUUGCUGAACUAUUACAUUCUGACUGCUGUGCAUGGUGGCAAUGUUUGUGAAAAGGGUUAGUAGGCACAUGAAACAAGUAAAUGAGUAACCUGUUGUGUGAAAGUUUUUCUCAGGUAACCUAAACAAAGCUAACUAGCUAGAAAGCUAAUUUAGCAGAGCAGGUAAAAUGAUUUUGUUUGACCUACAGCACCCAUCUAAUUCCAGCCACUAGCCACUUAAUAAAAACCUCCAUUUCCACGAGUAUUCAGGCAAGAGUGAGAAUGUUUACUGUGUACUGUUGAGAUCACUGAAUUGUAAAGUUAGCAAUUCAGUCAGCAAUGCUCAGACAUUAAUUUCAAGCGCUGAGGAUCUCCACUUUGGCUGCUGAGUAGUACAAUAGAUCACCUGAAGGUUAUCUAUAAUUUUCAGGGUUGGAGUGCACCCUUGAUCUUGUCUUGGUAAUUGACUUAAACUGUCCAUUUCAUAUGUCUGCACUCUGUUUAUCUUGUGUUUAUAUUUUACAUGCCUCACUUGAUUAUCAAUGAUGACUAAGUUAGGGUUAGGUGUUAAUAAGCUGAUUAAGAUGUGUCCGUGUUGAUGGUUCAUGAUCAGCACAUGUAGAUGUGUGGGCAAUGCAUAGGAGGGAUUUAGUAACAGCGUACAGAGGACACUGUAGGCCUUCUAGGAGGCAUGAAUAACUUGUGAGGUACGUGGUUUAUUUAGGCAACUUACACUUCCUAAGGCCCAAUAAAUAAAAAAGCACUUCCUUUUAAGAGGUUAAUAAAUGAGAUUCAGUCUCUUAUUGGAGUGCAAAAUCACCAUUUUAACAGAGGAAGUCCUCCACUAAAGGAUACAAAGCUUACACUUUGACCUACUCAGACUUUAGGGUGAAAAAGGCAUUACCUUAGAAAUUAGGAUUAAUACAUGGGAAUUUAUAAUGUAUUUGUUAAAUGUACAAACUUUAUGUGCAUAUACACACCCACGCAAAAGAGUGCAACACGUUUUAGUUUGGCAAUAAAUGUACCAUCUUUGAUUUUUUUUUUUUUUUUAAGCCUAAUCUCAAAAUGGACCAGGUGCUAAAAGAUUGAGACUUUCUGCUUGUCAGAAUGCACACGGGCCAAAUCCGAGUGAACUGUGCAACAAGAAUCACUUGAUAACCAGGGAUGUGCAGAUCAUGUCUGUAACCCAGCCUCUGGCUGAAAAAAAAUGUAAACAGAGCUUGGUGAAAUAGGGUGAAAUGUAUUUAUUUUUAGGUCUCUAUUUGCUAAAACCAUUCAGUCACAGUGGGGUAGGUGGGGUCAGUCAUUUACAGAAUUGGGAACAGUCAGGGCUCAAGACUAUUUGCUCACUACUUCAUGCAUUAACUGUUUUUACAAGACCGAUGUGUUUGCAUGUGAGUUGCAGUGGUGUCUUUUAUCUUGAUGCACCUGGUUUAUUGCCUUUA